CUUCGCCUAUUCUCGCCGUAAUAGCCAAGCAAUCAGUCAUGCUUCCUAGCGGAGCCCAGGAGCUCUCUCCACCAUCCACUCUCACCGUUCUCUACAAUUUUAAUAAUCCCUCCUUAAACCCAAAACCCAACACAACCCUCCUUCUCCCUAUGCGCACUUCCCUCUUCUCCUCUCUCUCCCUUCUCCGUUCAUUCACUCUUUCUUGCUCUCACCACCAACUCCACCACCACCACUACAUCCGGCAACGCUUCUUUCUCGGCUCUCUCCCCACCUCUACUCUUUUCCGUCGAAAUUUCUGUCCACUUCGGAGUCUCAAGUGUUUCAGUACUUCCACCGAACAGUUGGAGUGCGAAUACCAUUCUCUUCCCGAAUCCGAAGGGAAGUGGGACUUGUCAAGCAACGAGAACGAAAGUGACGUUUUUAAAUACGAGGGCGAUCUGGGACAUUCGGGAGCUGGUUGGGAUUUGAAGCACAUUGAUUCGCCGGCGCUGGAGGUGAAGGAGUUGGAAGAGUUGCCGGAGCAGUGGAGGCGGGCAAGAUUGGCCUGGCUGUGUAAGCAGUUGCCUGCGCAUAAAGCGGGGACUUUGGUGAGGAUACUUAAUGCGCAGAAGAAAUGGAUGAGGCAGGAGGACGCUACCUAUAUUGCCGUUCAUUGUAUGCGCAUCCGCGAAAACGAGACCGGGUUUAGGGUCUACAAAUGGAUGAUGCAGCAGCACUGGUAUCGAUUUGAUUUUGCUCUAUCAACAAAGCUAGCAGAUUACAUGGGCAAGGAGGGAAAGUUUGCAAAGUGCAGAGAGUUAUUUGAUGAUAUUAUUAAUCAGGGGCGUGUGCCUAGUGAGUCCACUUUUCACAUUUUGGUCAUUGCAUAUCUUAGUGCACCAGUUCAAGGUUGCCUUGACGAAGCAUGUAGCAUAUACAAUCGUAUGAUUCAGUUGGGAGGUUACAAGCCACGACUUAGUUUGCACAAUUCUCUCUUUAGAGCUCUUGUGACCAAACCAGCAGACACUUCUAAACGUUAUCUCAAGCAGGCUGAGUUUAUUUUUCAUAAUUUGGUGACAUCUGGACUUGAGAUACAGAAGCAUAUCUAUGGUGGCCUAAUAUGGCUGCAUAGCUAUCAGGACAACAUAGAUAGAGCAAGAAUUGCAUCACUAAGGGAAGAGAUGAAGCUAGCAGGAAUAGAAGAGGGCAGGGAUGUGCUUCUGUCAAUUUUGAGGGCUUGCUCAAAGGAUGGUGAUGUGGAGGAAGCAGAAGCAACUUGGCUCAAACUCCUCAGAAUUGAUGGUGGUCCUCCCACACAAGCUUUUGUGUAUAGAAUGGAAGUCUUUGCUAAGGUUGGAGAACAUAUGAAAUCUUUGGAGAUAUUCAGGGAAAUGAAGGAACGUUUGGGCUCUGUUAGUGUCACAGGAUAUCAUAAAAUCAUAGAGGUGUUAUGUCGAGCUCAGGAAAUGGAUUUGUCAGAAUCACUUAUGCAAGAGUUCAUUGAGAGUGGUAUGAAGCCCCUUAUGCCUUCUUUUAGUGAACUAAUGAAUUUGUACUUAAAUUUAAAUUUGCAUGAUAAACUGGAAUCAGUCUUCUCUGCUUGCCUUAAGAAAUGUCGACCAAAUCGAACAAUUUACAAUAUGUACUUGGAUUCUUUGGUGAAAGUUGGUAAUCUUGACAAAGCAGAGGAGAUCUUCACCCAUAUUUGUAGUGGUGAGGGUGUUGGUGUUACUGGCAGAUCAUGUAAUAUUAUUCUAAGUGCAUAUCUCUCUUCUGGGGAACAUGUGAAAGCAGAGAAUGUGUAUAAUCUGAUGUGCCAGAAGAAAUAUGAUAUUGAACCCUCAUUGAUGCAAAAGCUUGACUAUGUGCUAAGCUUGAGCAGGAAAGAGGUUAAGAAGCCUGUAAGCCUCAAGAUGAGCAAAAAUCAGAGAGAAAUUUUAGUAGGCUUGCUAUUAGGUGGUUUGCAAAUUGAAUCAGAUGAAGAAAGGAAGAGACACAUGAUUCGGUUUGAGUUCAAUGAGAAUUCUAGCGUACAUUCUGUUUUGAGGAGGCAUUUAUAUGAUGAAUACCAUGAGUGGUUACACCCUUCCUGUAAGCUUAAUGAUGGCAGCGAUGAUAUAUCUUACAGAUUUUCUACUAUCUCGCACUCUUACUUUGGUUUCUAUGCAGACCAGUUUUGGCCAAAAGGUCGAGCCAUUAUACCUAAGUUAAUUCAUCGGUGGUUAUCACCACAGGUUCUUGCAUACUGGUAUAUGUAUGGAGGUCACAGAACAUCAUCUGGGGAUAUCUUGCUGAAGCUGAAAGGAAGUCGCGAAGGUGUUGCAAAGGUUGUCAAAGCAUUCAAAGCAAAAUCUCUCAGUUGCAGGGUGAAGGUGAAGGGAAGAGUGUUUUGGAUAGGCUUUCUAGGAAGUGAUUCCAUAUGGUUCUGGAAACUUGUAGAGCCAUAUAUUAUAGACGAUCUCAAAGAUUAUCUGCGAGUGGGUGAUCAGAUGUCAGACAACAAUGCAGUAGAAACACAACAUAUAAACUUCGAUAGUGAAUCUGAUAUUGAUGCAGCAGAAUCUGAUAUUGAUGCUGCUAGUGACAUUGAUGGUCCAUAAAACUUGUGGGUAUAUCCUCGACCAUAUGGGUUGGUGCACCAGUUAACACAGAUUUUCAUUAUGUAUCAUCCUCAGUAACUUGAAAUUUGUAAAUAGUAAUAUCCCUACAGAAUUAAGUUAAUGAUUAAUCAGUUCGUAAAGAAGUUCUCACAAAAUAUAAUCCAAUUGGAUUUCUGUUUCAUAAUGUUCUUCUAUUAUGGUUUAUGCUAUGGUAUGAUGGUAUCUUGUAAUUGUUAA
Messenger RNA from Jatropha curcas, 2816 nucleotides. It is a transcript of the gene OTP51, whose product is annotated as endonuclease. The record is from RefSeq and is a predicted model, not a curated record. Gene Ontology annotation, molecular function: endonuclease activity; protein binding. Gene Ontology annotation, biological process: mRNA cis splicing, via spliceosome; photosystem I assembly; Group II intron splicing. NCBI's taxonomy places the organism in Eukaryota, Viridiplantae, Streptophyta, Magnoliopsida, Malpighiales, Euphorbiaceae.